AUGUUGAAAUUUUUGGGAUCUUAUAAUGAAAGAGUAAAAAAGAAUGUUUUGGAAAAUGCUCCAAAAAAUGCUAAGUAUACUUCAAAUGAUGUCCAAAAAGAAAUUCUACAUAUUCUUGCUACUAAGGUGAGAAAUUCAAUUAGAGAAGAGAUUGGAGAUGCCAAAUUUUGUAUUAUUGUUGAUGAAGCUAGAGAUGAAUCUAAAAAGGAGCAAAUGGCCAUUGUUUUGAGAUUUGUUACUCUAGAUGGUUUUGUUAAAGAGAGAUUCUUUGAUCUUGAGCAUGUCACUGAUACUUGUGCAACAACUUUAAAGAAAGAAUUGAUUUCUGUCCUUUCUCAUUAUAAUCUCCAAGUUGAAAAUAUUAGGGGUCAAGGGUUACAAUUAGCAUUGGUAGCAGCUUCAAGAGAGGUACUUCAAAUUCAUGAAUUUUUUACUCAAUUAAAUUCUAUUGUCACUAUUGUUAGUGCUUCUUCAAAAAGACAUGAUCAAUUACAAGAAGCUCAAGCAAUUGAAAAUGCAAACUUGGUUGCUCAAAAUGAAUUAGAAACAGGCAAAGGUGCGAAUCAAAUAAGCACUUUACAAAGAGCUGAGGAUACUCGAUGGAGCUCUCACUUUAAUUCUAUUUGCAGUUUGGUAAAAAUGUUUACUGCUACCAAUAUUGUUCUCAAUAAUAUCAUUGAAGAUGGGACAACUUAUGCACAAAGAGGUGAGGCUUAUGGUGUUAGUAAAAUAUUAUUGUCAUUUGAAUUUGUUUUCACUUUGCACUUGAUGAAAGAAAUUAUGGGAAUCACUAAUGUUCUUUGCCAAGCACUGCAACAAUAA
Molecule: messenger RNA, 822 nt
Organism: Arachis stenosperma
Lineage: Eukaryota; Viridiplantae; Streptophyta; Magnoliopsida; Fabales; Fabaceae
Exons: 2
Coding region: 1-822 (273 amino acids)
Source: RefSeq, a predicted model, not a curated record